Molecule: messenger RNA, 898 nt
Organism: Ictalurus furcatus (blue catfish)
Lineage: Eukaryota; Metazoa; Chordata; Actinopteri; Siluriformes; Ictaluridae
Product: membrane-anchored junction protein
Exons: 7
Coding region: 8-694 (228 amino acids)
Biological process (GO): meiotic attachment of telomere to nuclear envelope; homologous chromosome pairing at meiosis
Cellular component (GO): nuclear inner membrane
Molecular function (GO): DNA binding
Source: RefSeq, a predicted model, not a curated record
AGAAGAGAUGUUGGACAGUGAGUUUGUCAAUGAGGAGCUUGAGGUAACAGAACGAGAACAUUAUAUGAACUAUAAUAGUUGUAUAAUAGCUGUAUGCGCAAGUCUUCAUUAUCAUAAUACUGUCUUACAGAACGCUGUACGAGUUGUACUCGUGAGCCUGGACAAUCUUCAUCCAUUCGCCACACAACAUUUCAACAUCUUUCCCUAUAAGAGUAGGUGGGAGCGUGUGUCAGAGUUGAGAUUCAGGAAAGGAGACAAGAAAUUAGUUGCUUACCCCUUCCUCAUCACACUGUAUGUGGAGACAAAUGAGCUAAUCCCUCCAGUCACAGUGAAGCAUGCAAACAAAUGGGUCCCUUCAGAUAGGGAAUCUAGAUCAGACAUUCCACAGCUUCCUACUUCCUGUGCCCUCUCCCUAGCUUAUGAACCCAAGCGCAGGAGAACAGAGGAACCACUAGAGGGCCCACUGAGCUCAGACCAGCAUUAUGACAAGAUGGAUGCCCAUCUGUGUCUCCAAGAGUUGCCAAUGUCUGAAGGCGCAGAAGAGAUGGUUUGUGCCAAUGAGGUAUAUGCUGAUUCCCAGGAGUCUUCACCAGGUGCCACAAGCCCAGAGUUUCAUGUUGUUGAGCAGGAUGCCCUUGACUCUAAAGCCGCAGAGAGAGAAAAACCUGGAGUCCUUGCUAGACUGACUAGGUGAGAAAACCCGCAGCAGCUCACAACCUGAUGUGUCUGUAUGCUGAUUCCACACUGCUCCGUGAUUCUCCACUGUUUUUGUGUUGUUUUUCAGCAUUAUAGCAUUUCCCGUGUUCCUGCUGUUCAGAAGGAGCUGAUGACGUCAAUGACACAAAAACUAUCAAGUUCCCGGACAUUUUCAUAUUAGUCCUUACCAUCAUUAUUUGAA